CUAGUAGUACUUCAAUGCCAGAGCCUAUUUUUUGGGGGGGCCUGGUUGAGUCGAGUGGUACUAUUGUAUUAUCGUCACCACUCACCAAAAUGUACCUGUGAGAGUGCCUUGCUGAUUUUGCUACCCGAAAAUAAACCUAUGUGCGGGAAGGGUGAGCUAUAAGCAUAUCGGUCUAUCACGCAUUUUGAAAUAUCCAAUUCGAUAUUGGUUUGAUCCCGGGGUUUGAUCGACCCGAUGCCGACAGACACAGCGACUGCCAUGAACAUUUCAUAGCACCAGAAAGAUUUGAUAAAAGUUGACAAACGAUGGCGCAUCGUCCAGACGAACGACUUCAGAGAAUAAGAUGGCGGUUAGGAACACUAAGCUUAACUCCCGUGGACCUUCUGCCUCCUAUUUUAGUCCUUAAAGACUUCAUAGUAGAACUACAGCAAGACAUUCGGGAAGAGGCAAUGGAUCUGUUUGCGCAAGGCAACUACAACACAGCUGUCAUGUAUCUCAAUCGUGGCAUCGACAUCAGCGGGCUUCUUCGACGAGACGGUUCCUCUUGCUACACGACAACCGAUGCCCAACUGCUCAUCCUUCGCUCACAGUGUGCCAACAAACUGGGAUAUUCUCAAGCAGCAAUACAGGAUGCCGAAAACGCUUUGUAUAUCAACGGAUACUCCAUCCCUGCCAGGGUCGAGUUAGUCAAAGCCAAGUACGCAUUUGCCUGUGCAGAAGGGGGUCAAUGUCUGGUGGAAUUCCAAGAAUUCUUGCUCUAUCAAGUCCCACAAAAGGUUAAAGAAAAUCCAGAAAUGGGGAAUAUCAUAAGACAGUUUGAAGACGCCUUGGACCCCAUGGCGUCGAUGCCCCCGACCAGUAGGGAAACCACUGCCAACCAAGCGGCCCUCUGUCUCGAAACACCUGCGCCGAAUUGGACUCCAUUUCACAAAGAAAACAUUGCUCAGAACAACUCGGAAAACAGUGACAUGUCAUGCAGACGAAAAGAAAGAGGACAAGUGGGAUGUACAACCGUUGGCACACAUCCACACUCUGAAAAGAACACAACAAAUGAGUUGUCACAAGUCACCCCACCACCGCUAUCACCACCAGCAACAUCAACACCACAGCAACCUUUACCUCCACCCCCACCACUACCAUCACCGCCACCACCACCAUCUUUGCCCCAAACAGCUCUUUCUUCACCACCUUUAUCAUCACCGACCCAAUCAUUACCGUCUCCUCGUUGCUCUGAGCUGGAAAAUAGCGCCACACCACGGAGCAAGACACAGACUCCGACAGCGGCCGACGAGGAGACCAACAAGGAUUCACUAGUUUCACCACCAGAGAUUGCUACAUCUGAACCGGCGGAGAUUUCCAAGACAGCAAAUGACUUGGGCUGUAGCCAGGAAGGAGAAUUCCAAAUCGUUCAAUCAAGUGUCAAGAAAAAGAAACUUUCCAAUGCAAAAUCAGCGAGUACCGUCGCCGCCUCUAUUCCCAUCUUCAACCCUCUCCCGCUGUACGUGUGUGGAGAGUGCUUCGCAACCAAAAAAUCCAAGUUGGUUUUGAAAAGGAAAGGCAGCGAUCCCGCAGUUUGCGCUGGCCCAGGUUCCCACAACUGGCAGCAGGGCAAAGUAGCUGUGAUGUACUCGAAAGAGAAGAAGGCCUGGUUUGAGGUGAAGCCAAGAGAUCCUAGGCUAGGAUCCAAAAUCCAACCCAAGGUGUGUCUAUCGGGGGUUACAUGCCCGCGUACUAACUGCAUGUUUCCACAUAUCAAAGAAGAAAUGCAACUCUGGCAGUACAUGUGGACACACCAAUUGCAAACGUUGGAUGAAGUCUUGUCAGCAAGAAAAGGAACACCACAAGAGACAAAGAACAAGCCAACGACGACAUCUUCACUAGCUGCACAGCCGUCAGUUUCCCAUCAUUCCAUCCCACCUAACAGACAAAAAGAAACUGUCCCCAUCGCCGCUAGAGAACCUGCUAUCCCAAGUUUUAAGCAUGCCAUUAAGUAUAUCUGCGGUCAAUGUUUUACACUCUACGGUGAUGAGCAAGUGGGGCGAGCUGGCAGUAAUUCACCCAAAUGUGCUGGUGCACUUCCCCACUUGUGGGAACCAAGCAAGGUGGUAGUAAUGUACUCAAAGGCAAAGAAAGCUUGGUGUAAAGUCAUGCCAAGACAUCCCAAAUUAAGGGCAUCGGUCCAACCUGUAUUGUGUCAGCACAGUGGAGCUUGUCCACGACCCAACUGCAUGUUUCCACACAUCAAGGAAGAAAUUGAUUUGUGGGUGUUUAUGGCUAAGUACAAAUUGACGACCCUCGAUGACGUCAUGCCAUUUCUGAAGCAAGCAACUGAGGCUGCAAAAUCUUCUCCUCAGUUAUACUCGUCCGCAAAAACUCGACCAGUCCAGCGACAAACAAGUGCCUCUACUGCUGAUAUCGUGCCAGCAAGACUCCAUCAGCCUGCAGCGGCAAGCAGGGAAAAGCCUGAAAGAAAUUCCUCCGCUGUCUCCAAGUCAUCAGCCUGUAAGAAACCCCUGCAAACUGAGUAUAAUGCCACGCCAGACAGACAUGGAAAGCAAGAAAAUACUCAGAAAAGCGCUACACCAUCUACAUCAUCAUCUCUCGUGCCGCCAACCUCUCAAGAAUCAAAGACCCCUAAUGCUGCAGCUGUACGCACAGAUUGUUUAUGUGUCAUCCAGCCAACCACUCCCACUUUCCCCCACCCCAUCAAGUACGUCUGUGGUAUUUGCUUCCAACAGCACGGUGGGUCUAAAGUGGUUGGACAGCGGGCAGGCAAUGGUAAAUCGCAGGUAUGCGCGGGUUCAGGCUCUCAUGCCUGGAAGCAGUGCAAGAUGGUAGUGAUGUAUUCCAACACCAAGAAGAGAUGGUGUAAGGUUAAACCGAGACAUCACAAAUUGAGACCCAAGGCCCAUCCUCAGUUGUGCGUUCGAGGCGAGUCCUGCCCCCGGUCGGAUUGCAUGUUUCCACACAUCCAUGAAGAAAUAGAACUCUGGGUCUACAUGGCAGAUCACAGCCUGAAAACUUUAGAUGAAGUCGUUUCUGUUGGGCAGAAAUCGGUAGAAGGUUCCAAGACAAAAGCUGUUGUUUCUGAGCCAUCAACUCUCAACAAAUCCGCUUCAUCAGAGGAACAUCGUCAUACCUGCUCCUACUGCGAUAAAUCGUACCCGGAGCAAUGGCAGCUUCAACAGCACAUCCAAAGCAAGGAUCACUGGGCAAAGGUCAACUCAGACGAAGACAAGAAAGACCAGUGGAAGCAUCGCAGCCCACCCUGGAAUGUCGUCAACGGACAGUACCAAGAAUGUUUGGAGAAUAAAAAGGAAAGGUGCGUGUUCACUGACUGCACCAAAGCGCAUAGUGUCGAAGAGUUGGAGGAAUGGAAAGAAAGACAUCGGUAUCGAAUGAUGAAAGUGAAGAAAGCCAAGGAGCGCAAGUUGUACGCGUUCAUGGACGGAGUUCUCGAAAAGUAUAACUUCUCGACACGGGGCGGUGAUGUUAUUGCAGAAGAAUUACCGGGAGUCCAUGUCAGUUGCUCCGAUGAGCUGACCCAGUUUCUUGUCACGGAAGGAAAGAACAGUGACUCGGCCAGUUACACCUGGACAUUCACCUUUAAGGCUCCGGACACGAAAUCUCUGCGGCGUGUGUGUCUGGUUUACGAUGACAACAGACUCUAUUUCAGGUUGUCACAGCCUGCUCGUGAAAGCGAGGCUCAGGUGUGUCCUGGCAACCUGAUUGUAGAGGAGGACAAUAGGACAUAUCGGAUUGACGUCAUCUUUCGCUCUCAGAUCCUCGGUUGCUUCUCCCAGUGGGUCCUCUUUGACCUGGGUACUGAACCGUAUCUUGUCCAGAAACUUCAGGUUCAAGUUGGUUCAGCAGCUCAGCAUGAAGCAAUCAACGAGCCUCAGAGAGAGCUAGCGAGACCGAUGGUCGUGUGGAACAACAGCGACUCCGACAUAGUCCGAUUUGACGACGAGGACUACCAGCUUUCAUCCACUGAAGAGGAGCUGCUCUCGAGCUAUCGUGUACCAGCCAAGCUCGGCAUUGACAAUCUGGAAGAGAUGAGUCGUGACAACUAUAAAGAGUACAUGCACAGAAUGCUGUACUUGGAAGAACAAGAGUGCAAUAGAAAGAUAUCCAAGUUCAGCAGCUGCAGCACGAUGAAGUGUCUAAACACGAUUUAUGUUGAGACGUCGACUGGAACAGUCGUGAAGUAUUCCACGGGUGAUAGUAAGUAUGGAAUGGUGGAUAUGAAGACAACCCUCAUGGAUGACUCUGAGACCAGUCAAAUCAUCGAGAGAAGUGUGCGUAAGAUGAUGCUGAAAUUCGCCAACUCAGAAAGAAUUUACGAGGCAAGCAUACUUCUGGAUCAAGAUGAGACUGGGAAACCCCGGGAAACUCUCUACGUAAAACUCAGUCCAACGUGUGUCGGUGAACAGAAGCUCAAAAAUGGCACCGAGUACCAAGUCGAGAUACAACUCCAGCUGAGCAGGCUUCAGUUCUGUUACAUGCACUCUGCCGUCGAUCGACUGACAAAUAUGGACAUGGUUUUCCCGCCAAAAGAAAAACCACAACAACUGCCCUCGCUCCAGGUCAGAGUGAAGGAUCAGAAUCUCCAUCAGAAUCGGGCAGUGGGAUUCAUUUCAGAUCACGGAGGGCGCAAUGCACGCCAAAUGACCGGUGUAGGGCCGGUGCUCGUGUUGGGACCAUUUGGUACGGGAAAAACACACACCUUAGCCACAGCCGUCCAGCGUACGUUGCAGCUUCGACCUGAUAGCAAAAUCUUGAUCUGCACCCAAACAAACAGUGCUGCAGAUUUAUACAUCACUGAGCAUUUUCACAGACUCGUGCAGAACGGCAGCAUCAGUAAGAUGGUUCGUGUCUGCGCCAAGUUUCGUAACAUCAAAUCCAUCCCUGAGAUUGUGCGAUAUUACAUACCCAUCAAGGGUUUUGACAUUCAGUUCCCAUCAACGAAGGAGAUUAAAGCAUGCAGCAUUGUCGUCACUACCCUGGCAACAUCUCACAGACUUAAAUCAUCCAAACUUCAUGGCCACUUCACUCACAUCUUAAUCGAUGAGGCAGGGCAAGCCCUGGAGGCAGAAGCGUUGCAACCUUUGACCUUAGCCACAGGAAGUACAUGCGUAGUUCUUGCCGGUGAUCAUCUACAGAUGAGUCCGAAGGUAUUUUCCCGAACCGCCCGUCAGGGUAAAUUCCAUAUAUCCCUUCUCGAGCGUCUAUUCUACCUGAAGGCGGCCAGAGUUUUGCUGUCCUCAAACUAUCGGACCUGUCAGAAGAUGCUAGACUUCAUCUCCGGGUCAUUUUACUUUGGAACCCGCUCAAGCCAGAGCUUAGAAGCAGUUGGGAAACACGAGCCACACCCGAGAUUCCAGCAUCCUUUGAUGUUCUGCACGGUGAAAGGUGUGGAUCAGAAGAUCGGCAUGUCGUACGUCAACCACUACGAGGUGGGACAGAUCUUGGGUAUAGUGAAGGACUUACAUGCUGACUGGCCUGAGGAAAAGUGGGGGAAGUUUGACAAGAAUAGCAUUGGUGUUAUAACACCGUACUUAAUGCAGGUACGUCAAAUUCGUAAUGAGCUUCGAAAGGUUAGACUGGCAAACAUCACUGUCGACAGGAUCCACGGUGUGCAAGGACAGCAAUAUCGUGUGCUGAUUAUCAGUCCAGUGAGAACUCACAGCACAUUGAACAAAGUCGACUUGACUGCAAUUGCGUCGACAAUUAGUCCAGCGAAUCGCGCCGACGAAACCUUCGACUACGGCUUUCUGUCUGAUCCCCGACUCCUCAACGCUGCAUGUACGCGAGCACAAUCUCUGCUGGUAGUUGUAGGUGAUCCAUCGACCUUGUGCUCAGUAGGUGAUUGCUCUAAGAUAUGGCGAAGGUACUUGAAAGAGUGUGAAGAAAAUGGCACUCUGUUCCCAUUGGGAACCACAGUUGCAGAAAUUCAGCACGAAAUGGAAGCAUCGAAGCAGCGUUUGAACCCUUGUGCCGCCGUCUUCAAACCUGCAGAAUCAUGGACCAGCACAACUCCUCCAACCGUGAAUGAAGCUGAUGACGAACCACCACUUGUACCAGAAGCUCCAGCUUCAUCCGAGAUUGAUUCUUGGCUACCAGAGGACGACGACACAGUCCCAGAUGGUAUCAUCCGGGAGCUACAAAGGCAGAUCAAUGAAGAUCAGAGCAUGUUGGAGGACACUGGUGCAAUUCCAGAGGUGGUUGAUGAUCAUGAUGCCUACAGCCAAAGAAAGGGUCAUGCUAAAUCAAGAAGGAAAUCUCAUAAGUACAGGAUGGUAGAAAAAAACGAUCGCAUCAUUCUGGAAUUCAGUUAUGAAGACGAGUCGAAACGAGUGCGUGGUAAAAAUAAAGUGGAUGAGUUCGACUUCGACAUGGGCUUGAAGAAUGACGAGCAUGAUGAGAGGGCACGGAAGCAGGCGUAUGAACGAGUGAAGGAACAACCAGACAAGUAUAAGAUCUGCUCCUUUCAUUGCGAGGAAUCGGGGCGCACGUAUGCAGUUCCCCUGGAUGAGGGUCUUGCUGGGAGGAUUUCAAUCACAAGUAAGAGGAGACGUGGAAGAGCUCUGAACCUAGACGAGGUUAUAGUGGAAAUAUUCGACGACAUCGAUGAAUCGGAGGUUGCAGAGAAUGAGAAGAAAAAAUGCUACGGGAAAGUCAUCUGCAUAUGCAAGAGGGCUGCUAGAUCUGCACUGAUGACUGAGAUUGUUUGUAGGCUUGAUGAGCACAUGAAUAAUUUGAUGGUUCCAAUUGAUCGCACGCUCCCCAAGUUGUAUGUAUGGUCUCACAACCAAGAGAAGAGUGGAAUGAAAAGUCACAAGUAUGCGUCACCUGACUUCAGUUCCGUGUCUAUUUACCAGUUCAAGGGUUCAGAUGAUUACAUGCCAUUUGUUCAAAAUGUACAGGUGUCAAGGAAGGAUCGGAAAGACAAGCUUUUUAUUGUCCGAUACCAGAAAUGGCUUGCUGCUCUUCCUUACCCGCUUGGCGCUGUGACAGAAGAGCUUCCGAUUGGAGAUGACAGAGAGAAAGGGCUUCGUAUCCUAAAGCUUAUGCAUGGUGUAAGGGAUAAUUGGAGGCCUAGUGUCAUUGAGAAGGUCAACAAGCAGUUUCCAUCUGAUUGGACCAUUCCUGAACAAGAAAUCAAGGCGCGGUAUGACGCUCGGAAGCAAAUGGCCUUUACCAUUGACCCACCAGAAAGUCAGGACCUUGAUGAUGCUUUGAGUGUAGAAUUGGUAGGAGACAACUACCAAGUUGGAAUUCACAUCUCAGAUGUAUCCUACUUCGUCUCUAAAGACACAGCGGUAGAUCAAGUGGCCAAGAGCAGGGCAACAUCCUUCUACCCCCCUUUAGACAAGCCUGUCAACAUGCUACCUGAAAGGAUCAGCAAUGGGCUGUGCAGUUUACUUCCAGAUCAAGAUAGACUUGCAAUUACCAUCUUAGCAAUGCUAGAUCAGGAUGGCUCAGUUGUGGGUGAGGUAAAGCUCAUGCGGUCCGUGGUUCGUUCUCGCAGGCGGCUGACGUACAACGAUGUCGAGAAUAUCAUCAGCAGCUCCACCAGCAACGAGGUAACGAGCCUUGGCACUGUAGAGGGAAAGAUCUACGCUCUUAGUAAUUUGGCUAAUGCCAGAAGAAAAAUUCGGCUGGGAGUUGGUCGGUUUGCUUUCUCGCAUGAUGCUGAAGAAGAUGAGGUGCAACAUCCACUGGCGCAUUCUUUGGUAGAAGAAAUGAUGCUCCUUGCCAAUCAGGCCGUGGCCAUUUAUCUUGUGAAGGUAUAUCCCGACUGCACUCCACUGAGGAAACAGCUUCCUCCAAGUACUGAAAAUGUCAACGAUUGGUUGGUCAAACACGGCAAAGACGUCACUAACAGUUUGGAUCUGCAAUCUAAGAAUUUACCAGUCGAUGGGUUAGACAACAGUCAGGGUCCAAGUGAGAUGAGAGUAUUAAAGGAAAAGUGGAACCAACUGCGAACGGCUACUGCUAGUGAUGGAGCGCACGACCAAAUUACAAGGAUCACCGACUUGAUCACCAGUGACGAAAAUCACCCACAACUGGCCGCGGCAAAAACGAAUUACUUCCGUAUCCAAGAGCGUACUAGCUAUAUCAGCACUGGAGAACAUCCAGACAGAUCUAGGAGAGGUCAUCACUCGCUGAACAUGUCAGCCUACACUCACUUCACCUCACCGAUUCGUAGGUACUUUGACCUCGUCGUACAUCGCAUGCUGAUUGCUGCAAUAAAUGACGAGAAGGCUCGAGGUACUCUUCAUCAGUCGGAGAGACCGUACACCGAUGUCGAAAUUGGGGCAGUAGCUCAUCACUGUAACUACCAACACUCCAAUUCCCGUGCAUUUGAAAGGAAGGCCCUUGCCUUGCAACAUGCACUGAGGCUCAGGGAAGGCCCUCGGUCGUUUGCGGCUUUCGUGAGUGAGAUUUCUGACUCUAAUUUGGAUCUGUUGUAUCCCUACAAAGGAUUCCUUCCGUCAAGGUCCCCACUCAAUCUUCUAAAACCGAUCAGCAGGCCGGAAAUCAGCGAAGACAACAUGAGAAUGGAGCUGCAGUGGAAGGAACGAGUCUAUGAGUUGCACAGUCCGGGUACAAUGGCGAGGCAAAUUGCUGUUUCAUCUCAUUCACGGGAAACUGUAUGCACACUGUACACUGAGACAGCUGUGGUAAGGGUUUCAACCGAAGAUUGGCAGGAAAUCCUGAACGGGGUUCAAGCCCAAAACAUGUACAUGAUCAGUAAGGCCGUGAAUGAUGCUGACAGCAUCCAACAACCUACCAGAGAACAAAAGAAACAAGAGAGGAGACGGAGACGAAAACACAACAUCAUCGAGGAAGUAACCUGCGAAACGUCAGACGCACAGAGGCCCUUACCCUUCGUCAACUUCAAGCGUAACUUUGAACGAGGUGACGUGGUGCAGGUUCAGCUGAAUGCUACCAUUCAAAUGGGAGUUUUGAUGCCCAGCCUUCAGCUGUUUUGCCUCACGCCAAAUCUGAAUCUGUGCACCGAACACCGUGCGAAUGCCAUAGAAUGCUUCUCUCGGGUAGCGACACACCGUCCUCCUGCCAGGAUAAAGAGCAUUUCUAAAUAUCAGGCAGUGUGGUUACCAAUUCUAAACAUGAUCUCAGCCUACGAUGCUGUUCUUAGUGAUGAGGCGAGUGUACUUCAUGGCGUAGACAUAAAGUGGAAAUGCUCCCAGGAACAUGACGAUCAGCCAGUGAAGUUCAGUGGGACAUUCGAACUUAUGAAAAUGGUCUGUCACCACCGCAAUGUAAGACUACGCACCGGGGAUUAUCUGUGCAUCCGCUACAGGGAUGUACCCCUGGAUCCCAAGACGAAGCACAGCAUCCUGGAGCUUGGCAGCACAUCUACUUCCAGUUCAUCAUUCACAGCAGACACAGAUAAAACCACCUUCGUUGCCCACGUUGUCAUUUCUGAAAUUGAGGACAUCAAGAUCUGGACUGACGACUGGAAGCUGAUCGUCCAAGUUUUGAUGAAUCAACGAUCGGCACCAUUUCCAGACGUCUUGCUUGGGUCUAAGAAGAUCCCCGCAGGCACCAUCGAGAUAAUACCGAAGUCCAGUUCAGAUAGACGUCUUGAAUCUGCAAUGAAGAAUUUGGAUACAGCAGAAAAAUUGACCAAGGACAUAUGUCUUCAUAAGACACCGAAGGUUGACGACAUAGAUAUCGUGAUGAAGAGGCUGUUGGAGCUUGGUGGACAGAUCAGGUCGUUUGAAAUCCGAGGUUCGCCAUUCCCCGUUCCGAAUGGACCUCAACAAGCUGCACUGAGACUCGCUCUACAGCAGCAAUUCACCAUUAUCCAAGGCCCACCAGGCACGGGCAAGACAAUAACUGGUGCCCAUCUGACCUUUUUCUUCACGGAAGUGAACAAGCAGCUACCUAAUUCGGGCAGGGGACCACCGCAAGUCCUCUACUGUGGACCAUCCAACAAAUCCGUCGAUGUUGUUGCCCACUAUAUCCUAAGACUUGGGAUACCGGCCGUCCGAGUGUACAACCACUUGGUGGAACAGCAGGACUUUCCAGUUUCCGGACACACUUACGGAUCCAGUAAGAUUGGGAAUGCUCAAGAAGCCAAGAUGGACCCUGAUCUGCGGCACAUCUCAUUGCAUCAUCUCAUCAGGCAGAAAUCAAACUCGUACAGCCCAAUCAUCCGAAACUAUGACCGGAUAUUCCAGACACCGCACUACAAGAUCAGUUUCUCUGAACUGCUGCAGUACAGAAGGACAGUUCAAGCGGCCGAGGAAGAAGAGUUGAAAAACUGCAAAGUGGUUCUUUGCACAUGCAACGAGGGUGGCAGCGGACGCAUUCAAAAAUGUGUGAAUGUGAUCCAGUGCAUAAUUGACGAGGCUGGGAUGUGCAACGAACCAGAAACCCUGAUACCACUGGUGGGUACCGUCAAGAAGGUAGAGCAACCCAGCGCCGUCCUCAAGAAAGUAAGGCAUUCCCCACGACAGGUUGUUCUGAUUGGGGACCACAAACAACUGAGACCCAUCAUCCAGGAAAGGACUGCUGUUGAGCUCGGUAUGGAGAUAUCACUGCUAGAGAAAUACGAAGAGGAAGCCACUAUGCUGACCAUUCAGUAUCGCAUGCACGAGUCCAUCUGUGCGUUCCCCUCCGAGACUUUUUACAGUGGUAAGCUGAAAACAGCCGAGACUGUGAAGAAAAGAGAGCCACGUCUUGGGAUGAUAUGGCCGGGUGGCCAGAAUCACCCGCUGGUCUUCUGCCAUCACGUCGGGGUUGAAGAGGUCCAGAGUGUACGGACUGGGGAAGGCAAUGAACAGUCUCGGGCAAAUCCCAAGGAGGUCCAGCAUGUGAUCCGCAUAGCGUCAGUAAUGGUGAAUCGUCUGGGUGUCAAACAAGACAGGCUGGUUGUCUUGACCCAAUACCGCCUUCAGAGGGCGCUGAUCGAGAAGGAGCUGGCAGACACCGGCCUGGGAAACAUUGCAGUCAGCACAGUCAUCACAAGUCAAGGUAGAGAAUGGGAUUACGUGAUCUUGUCCACCGUCAGAUCACUGCCGAAGGUGGAGAUUGAUGAGAAACCAUCAGCUUCAUGGAAGAAACGCAACCUGGGCUUCAUCUGUGACGAGAAUCAAACCAAUGUCGCCCUCACGCGGUCCCGAAUGGGUUUGAUUAUACUUGGAAACGAAUUUCUCCUGACCGUUGACAAAACAUGGGAGAAGCUGCUGACCCAUUACCACCACAAGGAAGCUGUGGUUUAUGCCGAGAACUUCCUAAAACAUUACUAGUAAAGACUGUGACAGCACUUUCUUGCUAGUUGAUCGAGAAGUAUAAGAUGAAUCUAAAAGUGUGGCUAGACGUCAAGUGAAUCCAUCUUAGUGGGCAAGGUUAGAGCUGAGGUAGCCCAUUAUUAAAUGAACUGAAAUAUAAUCUCAGUUAUAGUAUUGUGUAAAUUGAAAUCAAUUCAAUACAACUCGCUAAUUGACGAGUUGUGAUUAUUCAGUUGUAGUUAUUAAUGAUAUCUGUUUUAUGCUAAUUCCUUAAUAAUAUGCAUCAAUGCUUUCCAUAAUUAACAGUCUCUUGUGUUAUUAAAUAAACAUCAAAUAAAACAGAUGUAAUAUAUUGAUCUCAAAAAUAGGCCUGCUAAACUAAAGGUCAAUCGAAUGAAAUUGUCAUUGUUUCAAGAAAGUGUGAACAAGGCACAUUUACUACGUUUUCUAUUACAAAGUCGUACAAAUAUUUGUAUUACUAUUACAUCAUGUGUACAAAUUAAUUAAUACUAUCAAAAUAAUAUAUAUAUACUUCAGGUGAUGGUAUUGUAUCCAUUGUCGGUUUCAUUGUUUGUUUCAGUUACAAGAUUACACCAUCUCUAUCCAAGAACAGGGGUGGUAUAGGCCUAUGCAAUUUUGUUAAGGCCGGGACUAAACUUUACUACUCAUAUCUCCGGACAUCGUGAUAAUCACAUUUCAAACAAAAGUUUGUUGGAAAAUUAAAAUCCUGUUGGAAAAUUUGUUGCUGCAGUAAAACCUCAAUAUAUUUUUGCUGAGAAUCAAAGAACAUUUUUUUGCUUAAAUCAAAGAACUAUUUGAUUUAAAAUGAUACCAUGCAUUCCAGAUGACAGUUUUGUAACUUUGAUGUAUAUUUUCACGUAUUACUCUCACGUAUUAUUCACGGAAGUAUAUAACGUAUUUAGAAAUGAAAUACAUGUAUUACGAAUAGUAGAAGGAAAAAAAUAUAAACCUUAUUCUUUAGAGCUUAAUAUACGAAACUGCUAUAUCAACCUUGAGUGACAGAAUUAUCACAGUUAGAUUUACUAAAAUAUUUUAUUGCCAAAACAAUGAGUUAUUUGGAGGAGUUUUUGUGCAGGCACAAAUAUUAAGAACAAUGGAAAAGAACUGCCCUAAAAGAUGAAUUUUUAAUGGUCUGUUCAUCUAAAGUUACGACUGUGCUCACAUUUCUAAACGUUUGCCAUAUAAAUAUGACCCAGAAUAUACAUUGUGAAGAAAAAGGGACUGUGCUUAUUAACAGUAAAUAAGCUCAGAUGCCAUAGUAAAGAUCCGUCAUGCUCGUGCUACACAGAAUUAUUGUUAAUUUGAAGCUACAAUUUAGAGCAUGAAUGUAUAUCGACCAAACAAUAUCCGUAAUCAGAGCUUUGUUAUAAAUGCUUUAACUUGAAAUAAAAGAAACUUGUUGGCAA
This is a messenger RNA of Patiria miniata (bat star), 12694 nucleotides long. RefSeq names its product helicase with zinc finger domain 2-like. Gene Ontology annotation, molecular function: helicase activity; protein binding; miRNA binding. Lineage: Eukaryota; Metazoa; Echinodermata; Asteroidea; Valvatida; Asterinidae. The record is from RefSeq and is a predicted model, not a curated record. Gene Ontology annotation, biological process: miRNA processing.